Salvelinus sp. IW2-2015 is the source of this 5412-nucleotide messenger RNA. The record is from RefSeq and is a predicted model, not a curated record. NCBI's taxonomy places the organism in Eukaryota, Metazoa, Chordata, Actinopteri, Salmoniformes, Salmonidae.
AGGGGUCUGAAUUCUCUCCGAAGGCACUGUGUGUGUGUGUGUGUGUGUGUGUGUGUAUAUAUAUAUAUCUAUCCUGUACCUGAUUUUGUUUGUCCCAUUUGUUGAUUUGAUUACUUUCUGUUUUUAAGACUGAACAAACAUGCAUAUCCAAAUGCUAAAGCAAAUAAAGAAUAAUUACUGAAUAUGCUGAAAAGUUCACUGGCAGAGAGGCUCAUUGGAAACCUGCGUCGAUAAGCAAAUGAUAAUACAGUAAAGUAUCCUCAGUGUCUCCCAUUGUGAUGCGCUUGUUGAUCUGAUCCAAAAAUAUUGUAACUGAUAGGCCUGAUACCAAGGCUCAUCCCUAUUACUGUCCCUUUUCGUUAUGUAAAAUGUCUUCAUUUGAUGUUAUUGGUGGUUGGUUUUUGGCCUCCUGUGUUAUUUGUAUUGUAGUACAACCUGUAUUGAGCGUCCCACUCUGGGAUGACCAUUGAUGGGAAUGGCUUGCUAUGUUCGGGGCUCCACGGGUUCCAGAGAGAGUCCUAAUGGAUAAGCCCUAUGGCUGCACUUGUUGGGUUGUUCCCCUGCCACCAUUCCCCAUCAAUUACAUCGUGUGAAUCACUAUGGCCUGUUUUAACAUUCCCUAUUUUACUCAUUUGUUAUUUUAUAGUGAUUAUUACAUGCCAGUUUACUUGAGGGUCUUGUUGAAAGGCUACUGCAUGUUCUUUUUCACAUUUCCUAUGUUUUCUCCCCAAACUGAGUAUUGGAGGGUUCCAAUGUUCUGAGCGCAAAAAUUUAUGAAUUGCUAUUUUCUAGAUUCUAUUGUCCUGUAAAGGUCUACAAGGCAAAGCCCAUGGUAUAUAGCAAGGAUGAGAUUUUAUUAUCCCAUCAAACGGUUCUAUUUUUCUAUUUUCCCUGUUCUGUUUUACACCUAUGGAGUCUGUGUGAACAGAGCCCUCUCAUGUAUUAACUUUCCAGUACUUUCUCAGCCUGUCAGUGAAAAUACACCAGACAGGAGAAAGAAUGAAGCAAAACCAAACGUUACUCCUAAACAUGUCGGUGUAUAGCUAUCCACUUUACCAUUUGUAGUUUAAUACUGUCUACAUUUUUUUUUUUAAACAAGGAUGUAUGUAAUUAUUUGAAAUGCAUUUAAAUAUUUUUGAGAAGCAUUCCUCCCCCUUCCAACUAUGGAAUUCUACUUUUCCCUAAAGAAUGGGGAUCUAUAUAUAAAUACACAGUAUAUGGGAGAAAUAAAAACUGUAAAAUAAAUAUACAUAUAAGUGCUAUACAUAUUGUGAUGUAAUCUUCCAAGCAUUUGGUGAAGUAUUCAAUAAACCUUGAAUUCAGAUCUAUAGCAGCACUUUUGACUUGGGUUGGUUGUUUCAGUGGAUGGAAAGUGUGAAAUAAUCUCAACUGUUGUAGGUUAGUGUAUAGCUUUUUGACAAUGCGUUUCUAAAGAUGACCAGUGUGGCGCUGUAAAUCCCCCAAACGUCUGAAUGUGUCGAAUGCAAUUUGGGGGUAACAAAGGUUACCAUGGAAAUUUGUAACAUCCUUUGUUUGGGGUGUAGCCACAGAAAAAUGAACACAAUCUAUGGUAUAGCUACAGUCCAUGUUCUUGUACAGCUAAAUCUGUAUGUUUCAUUUACUUCUGUAAAGACUCAAACGUUUAUUAAGAAAGAGAUGUGCAUUCAUUUUCAUCAUGUAAACCCCCAGUAUGUUUGGAACCGGGUCUGAGCCAUUGCACCAGCCUUGUUUUUUUGGUCUUCAAGACUUCCAUUUUCUGAAUACAAAGAAUGACACCGAUUUGAAAAACAAUACAGAGGCCUGAUCUGAAGGGGCGUGUCAUUAGCAAGUAAAACCAAGACCCGGGGGCAAAGAAGAAACCCAAGGAAACGAAUUAUGACUUACAACAACAGAGAACUGGUGGUAUACUAUAUUACCUAUAAACUAUCACAGAGAGACUACCCCUUCAACCACAUUGGGCUCACAGAAGCUCCCAGUCGGACUGAGGGGGAUGAAGGGGGACAGGUGGAAGGGGGGGCGGCAGUCACGACACACCCCAACGGCACAGUGAACGGGACGAGUCCUGGGACUCCACCGCGACAGUCUACCCCCUCGUCCCCUCAGCGGACAAUGGGCCUGGACGCAGUGAAAGAGGCAUUGCGGGACUCUGCCAACGAGUUUGAGCUGCGUUAUGCCAGAGCAUUCAGUGACCUGUCCUCCCAGCUGCACAUCACGCCGGCCACAGCCUACCAGAGCUUCGAGAACGUGAUGGAUGAGGUUUUCCGUGACGGUGUGAACUGGGGACGUGUGGUGGGCCUGUUUGCCUUCGGAGGGGCCCUCUGUGUAGAGUGCGUGGACAAGGAGAUGAGCCCACUAGUGGGACGGAUUGCAGACUGGAUGACUGUAUACCUGGACAACCACAUUCAGCCCUGGAUCCAGAGCCAAGGAGGAUGGGACCGGUUUGCAGAGAUCUUUGGGAAGGACGCUGCAGCUGAGAGCAGGAAGUCUCAGGAGAGCUUUAAGAAGUGGUUGCUGGCGGGGAUGACACUGGUUACAGGAGUCAUCGUAGGGUCACUCAUUGCUCAGAAACGCCUGUGAGAACGACAAGCACAGACGCCGUCUUGUAGGGGGUGGAAAUGAAGGAACUUUUUUUACUUUCGUAUUUCUCCUUUAUUUGCCAAGAAAGGACAUGUUUACGGUUUAACCUUACAUCCCACAAUGCACUGAGGUCUCUCUGACAAACUGUUGAGAUUAAAGAGAGAAUGAUGGUCACUAUAAUGUUACCCUCAUCAAACACCUUCCUGCAACACCCUAAAACACAAGAAAAUGGAGGCGGAUAUAACUGUCUUGGACCAAAUGUUCCUCAGUUUCCUUUUUACUCUUGCCUGUAUCUUCUCCAAUUGCUGUAUUCAUUUGAUUUUACAAAUUUACUUUCAUUUUGCAUGAUGUGCUCCAUCUAUAGCAAGUCUGUGCUGAUGGGGCUAGUAAAUCCCAUCUCUGAGGUUUGUCUUGUUGAUGGUCUCUAACCCCCACCAGUAUGAUGGUCGCCAUCUGGACUGACAGAAGGAAAAACUUGCCACCUGUAAAAGGGGGGGGGGGGAAAUAGCACUGAAAAUCAACAUCUGUCCACCUAAGUGUAGUUUUGACAUGGCUGCUUUGUAGAUGCAGUGCACUCCAAACAACCUAGCCAGAAGACAGCCAAUAUCACACUCACUAGCUCAAUAUGUUGUUAAUUGUAAAUGUAUUAUUUCUUUUUUCAUCUAAGUUGUAUGUGAGUGGUUAAGUGUAACAAGUGAUUGAGACAGUUUUCGAUCUUGACUCUAGUGCACCACGUCAGGCGCAUUGGCCUGAAAUGAGUGAGGUGAUACAAUUUUCCAUGUGUGUUCAUUGGUUUGUGUGUUAUUUUUUUAAACCAUUAAAACCCAAGUGAUAAUUUCCUGUCCUGAUGGUGGUAAAUGCGUACCUGACACACACACCGCCCUGGCUAGACAGAACACAAGGUGCACAACAAACCAAGAGCCAGUGAUGAAGAGGAGUAUUUAUUCUAGCAGCUGUUGGUACAAAGGCUGUUUUCUUUUUAUAAUGGAGGAAAAGAUUGUUCAGUAUUUACAACUUGCAACACAACCUAAUGAUUUGUUUCACUAAUAAGAUAGAUUAAUGAAGCAGAAACGCUAUUUAGCGGGUUAACAGAUCCUUUAGACUUCUAACGUGCAUAUAGCUCUUGAGACAUGAGAAACUGUUGGCAGGCAGGCAGGCUUCAGGGCGGGACCCAUUCAACCUGCCACCUCUGUCUCCGUGCGUUCGUUUCCACACAAUGUGGCACAUUCAUUUCUGUUCUCCCUGUCACGGCAGCUGAGGGCGUGCGUCACUCAACACAGGCCCACCUGCUGUUCAGAGCACAUCUCCUGUCAAACCUAGUCGACAGAGACGGAGGAAAACCAUUCCUUAGUUUCCAAAAUCUUUAAUUUAAAUACUGUCAGUCAGGAGGGUGUUUGUCAUCUGGCGAUUUUAUGGUGUCACGCUCCUGAGCUGACAGUUGGGUGAGGAGAGAGGCGAGAUGGGUGCAAUCCAUCUACUCACAUUCUAACCUAUCUCUGCUUCAGGGAAUGGAGCCCUAGGGGGUCUUGUGUAGCAGGUACAGUUAUAAACACAGUCCAGACUUACAUCAGCCAGAGGCUCCUGUUUCAAAGCUGGAUUGAUGCUCUCACACUUGCAGUGGUUUUUCCCCACAUUUUAUUUGAAAAGUGUAGCAGAGCUAUGUUUGGACUGAAGGCAUAACUUUUUUUCCUAUGUAUUUAUGUCAAAGCUCUGAGUUUGUUUAUUCAGCCCAUGUUUUCUAUGCAUUUCCUGCAAAAUGUUGGUGACAUAACAGAUUUGAAAGUACAUGUCACAUGUCUGCUUUUCUCUAUUGGCAAUGAAUAACUUUGGUUUCAUUAGGAAACAGACAAAGCCUGACGUACAGUGCUCUCCAGGGUAUUUAGGUGAGUCUGCUGAUGUGGAGCAUGUGUUCAGGUAUGCCAUCACCCUGCUUAGGGUCUUGAUGCUCUUCUCUACCUGAUUAUUUUUCAGUCUGUCUUAAGACAUAUUGGAUUCUCCAGGGGUCAAGGUUUUCACUUUACCUAUGACUAAAUGCUACUUUUAGAUAAAUAUUUGCCAACUGAUCAUGAACACACCAUUUCAUCACAGAUCUGAUUUGAUGAUACAUUCCAAUACAGUAUAUAUUUUUCUAGUGUGCCCCACAGAAAGCUGCUUGCAGGCUUUUCUGCAAUGUUACCUUUUUGUUAUUUAAAGUUCCCUCCACCUGAGAUUGUGUAGAAUGGACUCUAUGGCAAAUGUUUGCAGGAGGUACAAGAAGUAAUCUAACCCGCAUUGACACCACACUAUGUAUACUAGUUAUUUAAAACAAGGAUUUUAGAAUAGUAUCAUAGCUUAGUAACAUAUUUAAGAAAUAAAGUGGCUUUGAAAUGUUAUUUAAGAUAUUUAGGGGAAAGUAUAAUGUCCCUUCAAAUGGCCUGAAAUUCCAUCUUUGUAUAUGGCUGCAUUUACACAAGCAGCCUAAUUUGUAGUUUUUCCAAUCACAUGUUUUUCAGUUCUGCAUUGGGGCUGUUUGUUUAAAUGUAUCCAUUGUAUUUGUGUUUAAACUGCUGAAAUAGUUAUUUCCCCAUUUGAUAGCAAAAAGCAGGGGUGUCGAGCUCAUUCUAUGGAGGGUCAAGUAUCUGCAGGAUUUCUUUCAAUUAUGCUCCAGGUGUGGAGAGUUCAUUAGUGACCUUAAUUCCUCAAUCAAGGACAAGGGAAGUGCAAAAACCCAGACACUCAGCCCUCUGGAAUGAGUUUGAUACCCAUGGUUUAAAGGAGUGAACAUGUUGAAUGGUCUGUCAUACAAUUCCAAUGUAAUGUGUAGAUUACAUGAAACUAAUAAAGACCCAUCUGGAA